ACCCUUCGCCUCCUUUAACCAAAGCCGCCCAGAGUGCAAUUGUCCAGAGUUUAAACAAUGCUGUGAGUUGCAGCUUCUAAUUGGAGAGGCAGGAAGCCCUUCCCUGGACAGACCCCGCCCAUCCCCGUGUGAAUCGCCAGCCUGAGGGGAGGAGCUGGCCAAUGCUAAUGAGCGAGUUGCCAGGCGAGACAGGAACUUCUUUCCCCUUCUCUGUGUCAGGAUCGCAGAAAUUAUGUCCCUUCUCUCACCAUGAGCUGGCUCUCCAGUUCCCAGGGAGUGGUGCUAACAGCCUACCACCCCAGCGGCAAGGACCAGGCCGUCGGGAACAGCCAUGCAAAGGGAGGGGAGGAAGCCACCUCGAGUCGCAGAUAUGGCCAGUACGCUAUGAACCAGGAAAGCACCACCACCAAAGUUAUGGAGAAGCCUCCAUUUGAUCGAUCAAUUUCCCAGGAUUCUUUGGAUGAACUAUCUAUGGAAGACUAUUGGAUAGAACUAGAAAACAUCAAGAAAUCUAGUGAAAACAGCCAAGAAGAUCAAGAGGUGGUUGUUGUCAAAGAGCCUGAUGAGGGAGAAUUGGAAGAAGAGUGGCUUAAAGAGGCCGGUUUAUCCAAUCUCUUCGGAGAGUCUGCUGAAGAUCCACAGGAAAGCAUGGUGUUUUUAUCAACAUUGACGCGGACCCAGGCCGCAGCAGUUCAGAAGCGAGUAGAGACGGUCUCCCAGACCUUGAGGAAAAAAAACAAACAGUACCAGAUUCCUGACGUCAGAGACAUAUUUGCUCAACAGAGAGAAUCGAAAGAAACAGCUCCAGGUGGCACUGAAUCGCAGUCACUUAGAACAAAUGAAAACAAAUACCAAGGAAGAGAUGAGGAGGCAUCUAACCUUGUUGGUGAAGAGAAGCUGAUCCCACCUGAGGAGACGCCUGCCCCUGAAACAGACAUCAACCUGGAGGUAUCAUUUGCCGAGCAAGCACUCAAUCAGAAAGAGAGCUCCAAGGAGAAAAUCCAGAAGAGCAAAGGCGAUGAUGCCACAUUACCUAGUUUCAGAUUGCCAAAAGACAAAACGGGUACCACAAGGAUUGGUGACCUCGCACCCCAGGACAUGAAGAAAGUUUGCCAUUUAGCCCUAAUUGAGCUGACUGCCCUCUAUGAUGUAUUGGGUAUUGAGUUGAAACAACAAAAAGCUGUGAAAAUCAAAACAAAAGAUUCUGGUCUUUUUUGCGUUCCAUUGACAGCGCUAUUAGAACAAGAUCAGAGGAAAGUACCAGGAAUGCGAAUACCCUUGAUCUUUCAAAAACUGAUUUCUCGAAUUGAAGAGGGAGGUUUGGAAACAGAAGGCCUCUUACGGAUCCCUGGAGCUGCCAUUAGAAUCAAGAAUCUUUGCCAAGAACUAGAAGCAAAGUUUUAUGAAGGGACUUUUAAUUGGGAAAGUGUCAAACAGCAUGAUGCCGCCAGCCUGCUGAAGCUCUUCAUUCGGGAGUUGCCCCAGCCACUGCUCAGUGUGGAGUAUCUCAAAGCCUUUCAGGCUGUCCAGAAUCUUCCAACCAAGAAGCAGCAACUACAGGCUUUGAACCUUCUUGUCAUCCUCCUACCUGAUGCAAACAGGGACACACUGAAGGCCCUUCUUGAAUUUCUCCAAAGAGUAAUAGAUAAUAAAGAAAAAAAUAAAAUGACAGUCAUGAAUGUAGCAAUGGUCAUGGCCCCGAAUCUCUUUAUGUGUCAUGCAUUGGGAUUGAAGUCCAGUGAACAGCGAGAAUUUGUAAUGGCAGCUGGGACAGCAAAUACCAUGCACUUAUUGAUUAAGUACCAAAAACUUCUGUGGACAAUUCCCAAGUUUAUUGUAAACCAAGUGAGGAAGCAAAACACGGAAAAUCAUAAAAAGGAUAAAAGAGCCAUGAAGAAAUUGCUGAAGAAAAUGGCUUAUGACCGAGAAAAAUAUGAAAAGCAAGAUAAGAGUACAAAUGAUGCUGACGUUCCUCAGGGAGUGAUUCGAGUGCAAGCUCCCCAUCUUUCGAAAGUUUCCAUGGCAAUACAGCUAACUGAAGAACUAAAAGCCAGUGAUGUACUUGCCAGGUUUCUCAGCCAAGAAAGUGGGGUUGCCCAGACUCUCAAGAAAGGAGAAGUUUUUUUGUAUGAAAUUGGAGGAAAUAUUGGGGAACGCUGCCUUGAUGAUGACACUUACAUGAAGGAUUUAUAUCAGCUUAACCCAAAUGCUGAGUGGGUUAUAAAGUCAAAGCCAUUGUAGAAGACUUAACAAGCUGCAGAUAACCAUGUGGACUUCUGUCAUAAUUCUUGCUGAGUCAAGAGUGUAAAUAAAAGAAAUGGCAGGACUCAUAUCAUUCAGUUGUACCCAAGUAUUUAAAAAUGACUCUCUUAAGCCUUAAAAAGUCAUAGAUUUGUGCUGCUGCCAGAAUUAUAUUAAUUAUUAUUAAUGUUAUUAUUAGAAAAAUUUCUGGAGUGAGAGUAAAGAGGCUUAAUUAGUUUGUGGGCAGUUUUCAUAUGCUCUGUGAAAUGUGUCCAGAUGUGACAUAGUUUUUUUUUUAAUAUGUGAAAAUGUCUUCUCUUCCCACUCUUUUCUCCUAAAAUCAUAUAUACUGUAAUAUAUGCUCUCUCACCUCUAUUACCUCCUCACAUCUACCCUUCCCAGUUAGGUUUGCUUUUUGACCAAAAAGAUAACAAAUACCAGGUAUGGCAAGUUGUGAAGACAGCACAUUAAAACAUACCUAAUUUCACAGUAUUCCUGUCAUGACGGAAUGUUAGUAUUCAUCUCUUUGAAUCAUUUGCUCAAAUAAUAACAUUCCACCUUUUCCUGCUGUAUCACAGGAAGUGAUUUGCAUUUUUUUCAGUUCAUCUGACUUAUGUUCACAGAACUGUAUCAGCGAUCAAGAAAAUAGGACUGUCAGAAGCUGCCAGUUAUUACUGAACCAUUAAAUACUUAUAUACUAAGAAUAAAUAAAAUAUACCCAUGUGAAAUAAUAAUUGGAUUAUGGAUAACAAGAGAGUGAAAGCCAAAGCACUUUCUGUCUACUGUACUCUUCUAAAUGGAAUUUUAAAAGUCAUAGCUGGCUUUACGUGUUGUCAUAUUAGCAUUAUAAAUAUGCAUGAUAGUAUAAUCCAGUAAUGGUUGAAGAAUGUAUUUUACUUAAAGAGGGAUUUUUUUUUAAGUCCUGAAUAAGUCUACUGGAAGAAUUAUUCUUCUGGGUGAAAAAGCUUUUGUUUGUGUUCUUAUUUUAAAUAAUCGGAGUCAAUUUAUUAAAAUGUUCUCGAAAGUACUAUUCCCAGGGAUUUUAAUGCACAAACCAUAUUGUGACAAGAGAUGAGCCUCUGUACUGUAAAUAAGAGAAAUGAAGUAGAGAAAUGUUAAAUAUUUUAUGAGUUUAGAAUAUAGUAAAUAAAAGGUGAUAUAAAUGAAUGCCGCACAAACGGUGUUCAUGAUACUUUUAGUAGUACUUUAGGAAAAAUUACACAUUCUCAGAAGCUCUUGAUGUCUCUAAUGAAGGGGGGGAAUGCUGUUAAUGAGAACAGUCAUAAAUUUUUAGCAUAUAAUUACAAGAACAGCCUGUGGAUAUGAUCACUUAAAUAAUUUUGUGGUGAUUCGUGCCAUUGCUUUUUUAUUUAAAAGAAAAUUUUGUAAUUAAAUGCCUUUUUCUAAAUUA
Messenger RNA from Gorilla gorilla gorilla (western lowland gorilla), 3652 nucleotides. It is a transcript of the gene ARHGAP18, whose product is annotated as Rho GTPase activating protein 18. Lineage: Eukaryota; Metazoa; Chordata; Mammalia; Primates; Hominidae. Gene Ontology annotation, molecular function: GTPase activator activity. The transcript has 15 exons. The coding region runs from base 250 to 2241 and encodes 663 amino acids. Gene Ontology annotation, cellular component: cytoplasm. Gene Ontology annotation, biological process: regulation of small GTPase mediated signal transduction; signal transduction; regulation of actin filament polymerization. The record is from RefSeq and is a predicted model, not a curated record.